UUAAUUAAUGGUCACAUGACAGGCAGGGAAACAAAAUAUUUAUAUUUUUAGUGUUUUAUUUUAUUUUUACAUUUUUUAUGAUUUAUUUUAUAGCUUUUCAUUAAACUCACAACCCCCCUGCAGUUCCUUAACCCAAUAGGUUAGAAAAACGUGAUGUAAUGUAGUCCUAAUGAUUAAUUACAUGUUCACUUCAUGUUGUUAAUUACAACUACUGGAAUAUAUUUGCCUUCUCUUUGUCAUUUAUUUAUUUAUUCAUUUUUUUUUUAUAUCAAUGGUACAAUAUUAUCCUAUUUACAGAAAUGUGAUAAAUGAGUUAGUGUAGCCUAAUCAAAAAGUAGUCUGAUUAUUAUUUUGGAUUAGGUAUGUUUCUAACUAAAAUUUUUGUCAUGUAGGCUAAUUUGGAAUUAAUAACAGAAUAUAAAAUUUAAGUAGCCUAAAAUAGCCAGCAGGUGCUUAUUUUCUUACCAUAGGCCUAAACUAAAACCUAACAUCCCAGAACGUUGUUGUGAUUUAUUUAUGUAUUUAUUUUUAUAUAUCUAGCCUAUAGUCUACAAAAACUCACUUUUCAUAAUCAUAUUCUACAUUUUGCGGAAUUAAUUAGUGGCCUACUUGACUGAAUUAGUGGAAUAAAGCUUGCAAGAAAAACAUCAAAUCGAUCAAAACAUCAUAUAAUCUCACGGGGAGUAAUAUUUGCGACUGAGAUUAGAAUCAACUCGGCACAGAAACGAAUUAAUCAAAGCGUCUGGAUCCACUUAUAGAAGAUCCACGCGCUUGCGUCAAUUAACGCGUGUGGGUCCACCAAUCAGAUUCCGGUGUUUGGGCGCCCUUUCGUCGUGCCCAAUGGAAACUGAUCGAUUUAGGCAAAGUGUCCAGAUUCGCAUCUCUAAUGUAAAACGAGAUGAAGUGCAUGGAAGUCCGAUAGGUGUACGAAUAUCUCGCUCGAACUGCUCUGCGAACAACUGGAUUAAAUUCAAGAUCUUAUGCUGAUCGCGAUAACUUCAUAAGAGUGUAUAUUUGAUGUUGUUCUUACACAAAGGGAUCUGUUCGGUAAGAGAUGGCUGUUAACACGGACGCCCCUCACGCGACAGGUGCCCUGGGCGAGAGAGCCGCGCUGCACUCCACCGAUUUUGGAGAUACUCAGAAACUUCUUGACACCUCAGACAAAGAGCUGAAGAAAGAAUUAAACCACUCGCCCUCUGAUACACACCUCGUGAAGUGUUUUGAAGCGGAACAGACUGUGGUUAACGUUGCCCCGGAGCCCAGCUCUCCGUCGCGGGUCAUUUUCAGCCGCGCGUCGUCGCCCACGCUCGCGGAGCGCGAGCCCUGCAGCUUCAUGUGGGUGGCCGUGAUCUCCUGCUUCUGCCCGGCCGUUCCCAUAAACCUGUUCGCGAUUUAUUUCGCACACAUGUCUCGGUCCAUGAUAGAAGCAAAAGAUUAUGAUGGGGCCAGAAGACUUGGGCGUCUAUCUUUGUUGCUUAGUAUCGUUUCCAUUGUUGUGGGUCUGGCUAUAGUCCUAUAUCUGUUGUUGACAGAGUAUUAGUUGGACAUAAAUGUGAGCAUUAAUGUAAACGGGUAUUGGACCCCAAGAAGAUGGAUGAUGAAUGCCAUGGGAAAACCUUCAAAGAAAAAAAGUUUAAAUAUCAAUUUAUAUUAUGUAAAGUGGUAAGCUACAGUGUUAAAAACUUUAUUUAUUAAAUUUUUUUUGCCAAGGACUCAUGUUCACUGAAAAAAUGUUUCUAACCUUGUCUUGAUGGCUCUUAACCAUUUCUGUUGCUGUCUUUGAGACUUUGCUUUAUCCAGCAAUGCAUUAGCACCAGACUAAUUUUGCACUUAAUCUUAAAUGGCUUUGUCUUUUUAAAAUUAUGAUCUAUAUGUUGUAUUCAAUAUGUUUGAAUUCUUUGAAAGAAAAAAAUAUUCCUAUGCAAAGUGAAAUUUAUCAAUUUGUAUUUCUUUUUUUUAAUCUAUAGUGCAAGUGCAUUAUAUUAUGUGAAUGUAUUGCAUGUUGCAAUAACAAGAAUGUGACUUGUUCUGAGAAUGAGAAUCUGUUGUUAUUAUUUUUCUUUUCUUUUACGAUGCACUGUUUGCUGGUACAGCGGAGCUGGUGCAUACAAAAUUAUAUAGAUGUAAUAUACAUUUUGUGUAAUCUGUUACAGCUCAAAAGCCUAAUUUACCCCAAAUAAAAAUUCUGUCAUUAUAUAUUAGAACACAAAAAAACAUAUUUUGAAAAAUAUCUCUUUUUGUGGAUAACAUGAAAGUCAAUGGGUUCAAAUAUCUUCUUCUGUGUCCAGCAGAAGAAAAAAAUCACAGGUUUGGAAUGACGAGGGUGAAUAAAUGAUGAGAGA
Molecule: messenger RNA, 2342 nt
Organism: Carassius gibelio (silver crucian carp)
Lineage: Eukaryota; Metazoa; Chordata; Actinopteri; Cypriniformes; Cyprinidae
Product: trafficking regulator of GLUT4 1-like
Exons: 3
Coding region: 1055-1540 (161 amino acids)
Cellular component (GO): membrane
Source: RefSeq, a predicted model, not a curated record